CUAUAUAGACCGUACACGAUAUUGGCUUCUGAUAUCGAUAUACCAUGUCUACAUAGCAUUCUCGUCUCGUAAUGCAGUGUGUUUGCCCUGUUUGCACUCUGUACACCGGAACUCCCCGAAGGGAAUCUUAGUCAGCGCCUACCAGAAAACGCCUAGUCGCAAAGGGGAAAGUUUGUUCCCAACAGCGACUCCGUUGGUGAAAAGAAACAGAGAUAUCAAUCUCUGUGGCCUCCAUCCCCCUCAAUUCCCACCCUCUUUUCCUAGAUACCCAGAAUGUUGUUCCGCACUGCCUGGGCCCGUCAGGCCCUUCCUCUCCGCCGUCAGGCCUUCACUCCCUUGGCGCGCCGUUCCGUCACCACCGACGCUGCUUCGGCGCAUGCUGAAAACAUUCCCCAGGAAGAUGACAAGCCCUUCACCGUCCGCCUCUCCGACGAGAGCUUCGAGACCUACGAACUCGACCCCCCUCCCUACACUCUUGAGGUCACCAAGAAGGAUCUGAAGCAGAUGUACUACGACAUGGUCGCAGUCAGACGGAUGGAAAUGGCCGCAGACCGUCUCUACAAGGAGAAGAAGAUCCGGGGUUUCUGUCACUUGUCGACUGGUCAGGAAGCCGUCGCCGUCGGUAUCGAGCAUGCCCUCAACGCCGAUGACAAGCUUAUCACUGCCUACCGAUGCCACGGUUUUGCUUACAUGCGCGGUGGUACCGUCCGCUCCAUCAUCGGUGAGCUGCUCGGCCGUCGCGAGGGUAUCGCCUACGGAAAGGGUGGUUCCAUGCACAUGUUCGCUCCCAACUUCUACGGUGGAAACGGUAUCGUCGGUGCUCAGGUGCCUGUUGGCGCUGGCCUGGCUUUCGCUCAGCAGUACAAUGAGCAGCCCAACACCAGUGUUAUCCUGUACGGUGACGGUGCUGCCAACCAGGGUCAGGUUUUCGAAGCUUUCAACAUGGCUAAGCUGUGGAAGCUUCCUGCUCUGUUCGGUUGCGAGAACAACAAGUAUGGUAUGGGUACCUCCGCAGCCCGGUCCUCCGCCUUGACCGAAUACUACAAGCGUGGUCAGUACAUCCCCGGUAUCAAGGUCAACGCCAUGGACGUCCUGGCCACCAAGGCCGCCGUCAAGUACGCCAAGGACUACACCGUCGCCGGCAACGGUCCCCUGGUCUUCGAGUACGUCACCUACCGGUACGGUGGUCACUCUAUGUCCGACCCCGGUACCACCUACCGUAGCCGUGAAGAGAUCCAGCGCAUGCGCAGCACCUACGACCCGAUCGCCGGUCUCAAGCAGAAGAUCAUCGACUGGAACGUCAUGACCGAGGACGACCUCAAGAACCUCGACAAGGAGGCUCGUGCCCUCGUCGACGAGGAGGUCGCCAUCGCUGAGGCCAUGCCCGUCCCCGACAACACCUCCCGUAUUCUCUAUGAAGACAUUUACGUCCGUGGCAGUGAGCCCCGCUGGAUGAGAGGCCGUACCGUCGAUGAGACGUUUUACUACUAGACUUUCGUAUAGAGUAUGAGUUUGUUAAGAUGAUUUUUGUAAUUUAGCCUUCACGUCUGGAAAAUGCAUUCACUGGGUAUAUAUUUGCGUAGGGGUAUCACAAUUAUCAAACAAACAAAUAACUAAACAGGAGGGAUGAAGAUCAGGCGGGCUCCUGCCUCAACAUCUCCAAAAUCAUUUCUUGCGUCCUCUGUACCGAGUCGAGCUUUUCCUCCAAGGACGCGCGAUCCCGCU
This is a messenger RNA of Aspergillus ruber CBS 135680, 1725 nucleotides long. RefSeq names its product pyruvate dehydrogenase (acetyl-transferring) subunit E1 alpha. Gene Ontology annotation, biological process: pyruvate decarboxylation to acetyl-CoA. Gene Ontology annotation, cellular component: intracellular membrane-bounded organelle. The record is from RefSeq and is a predicted model, not a curated record. Lineage: Eukaryota; Fungi; Ascomycota; Eurotiomycetes; Eurotiales; Aspergillaceae. The transcript has 4 exons. Gene Ontology annotation, molecular function: pyruvate dehydrogenase (acetyl-transferring) activity. The coding region runs from base 274 to 1491 and encodes 405 amino acids.